UUAGUCUCGGCCUCGGCGCCGCGUCCCAGGCUUCCUCGCCCCCUCUGUCACACCCCUUCCCUUUCCCGCCCUUCUCUCCCACCCGGUCCACCGAGAGAGUUCUGGAUACGAAGCAGGCGGGCUUGAGAAGGGGGUUGGAAAAAUGGAGGUGCCGCGCCUGGAUCGUGCCCUCAACAGCCCCACCAGCCCCUGUGAGGAGGUGAUCAAAAACCUCAGCCUGGAGGCCAUUCAGCUGUGCGACCGGGACGGGAACAAAUCACAAGACAGUGGCAUAGCAGAGAUGGAAGAACUUCCUGUACCGCAUAACAUCAAAAUAAGCAACAUUACAUGUGACUCAUUCAAGAUUUCAUGGGAAAUGGAUUCAAAAUCAAAGGACCGUAUUACACACUAUUUCAUUGACCUCAACAAGAAAGAGAACAAGAACUCCAAUAAAUUUAAACACAAGGAUGUUCCAACAAAAUUGGUGGCAAAAGCUGUUCCCUUGCCAAUGACUGUCCGUGGACACUGGUUUUUGAGCCCAAGAACUGAGUAUACAGUAGCAGUGCAGACUGCCUCAAAACAAGUUGAUGGGGAUUAUGUUGUUUCUGAAUGGAGUGAAAUUAUAGAAUUCUGCACAGCAGACUAUUCAAAAGUUCAUCUAACACAACUGUUGGAGAAGGCCGAAGUGAUUGCAGGACGGAUGCUCAAAUUUUCUGUUUUUUAUCGUAACCAGCACAAAGAAUAUUUUGACUAUAUUCGAGAAUAUCAUGGAAAUGCUAUGCAGCCCUCUGUCAAGGAUAACAGUGGUAGCCAUGGCUCUCCUAUCAGUGGAAAAUUAGAAGGCAUCUUCUUUAGCUGCAGCACUGAAUUCAAUACUGGGAAGCCACCCCAGGAUUCACCUUAUGGAAGAUACAGGUUUGAGAUUGCAGCAGAAAAACUUUUUAACCCCAACACUAACUUAUACUUUGGGGACUUCUACUGUAUGUACACUGCUUAUCAUUAUGUGAUUCUUGUUCUUGCCCCUGUGGGAUCACCAGGAGAUGAAUUUUGUAAGCAGCGCCUUCCUCAACUAAAUUCCAAGGAUAAUAAAUUUUUGACCUGCACAGAAGAAGAUGGGGUGCUGGUUUACCACCAUGCCCAGGAUGUCAUUUUAGAAGUCAUUUACACUGACCCUGUGGAUCUUUCUCUGGGCACCGUGGCAGAGAUCACUGGUCAUCAGCUCAUGAGUUUGUCUACUGCAAAUGCAAAGAAAGAUCCCAGCUGCAAAACCUGUAAUAUCAGUGUUGGACGUUAAUGCCCGCUUUUCUUAUUCUUACUCAGUCCCUUUUCUUCUCUUAGGAGCAUUGAUCCUCUGUUGUCCAUUUUUAUCACCAGAUGUUUUCCACUGAAGCAUGCACAUGCCGCUAUCACCAAAAGCAAACUGCCACUUUUCAAAUUUCAUUCAGAGCUGUGUUAGUGUUUCCUAUUCCCGACCCUUCCCACUUUCAAUGAUGAAAUAUCCUAAGUUCUCCUUCUGACACUUUAUUGCCUAGAUGCUGCAAUGUUUUUAUUUUUCCUUUAUGCCAAACAUAACAACAAAACAGUUAUAUAAACUGCUUUAGCAAAAUACAAAAUAACGGCUUAUAAACGGUAUUUAAAUAUGCAUUCAUUUUAAUCUACUGAACAAAUAUUGAGAUAACUCCAAACCGCAUGAAAGGGUGUAAUUGCAGCAUGAGUUAAAUCUUGAAACCUAGAAUUGUCAGCACUUCCAACUUGUUGUUUGACAGUGUUAUUUAUGUUAUUUAUAUUAGC
This is a messenger RNA of Diceros bicornis minor, 1770 nucleotides long. It is a transcript of the gene PHYHIPL, whose product is annotated as phytanoyl-CoA 2-hydroxylase interacting protein like. The record is from RefSeq and is a predicted model, not a curated record. The transcript has 5 exons. Bases 143 to 1273 code for a protein of 376 amino acids. Gene Ontology annotation, molecular function: protein binding. NCBI's taxonomy places the organism in Eukaryota, Metazoa, Chordata, Mammalia, Perissodactyla, Rhinocerotidae. Gene Ontology annotation, cellular component: cytoplasm.